Molecule: messenger RNA, 1554 nt
Organism: Prunus armeniaca (apricot)
Lineage: Eukaryota; Viridiplantae; Streptophyta; Magnoliopsida; Rosales; Rosaceae
Source: the annotation of a GenBank genome assembly
AUGGUUGGAAGCAAACGCCCUAUGAGCAAAACCACUGCAACGGCGCACUCCAGAACGGCCGAAACAUCGCUACCACCACAAGAUGCAGCUACUGCCAACCUCCUCGUACCUGCGAUCACCUCCGUGAACCACCAAAUAGCGGCUGGAAUUGUCACACCACUUGUGGCCGCACCAAGCCACUGCCCCGUGGCCUCCUCCGUCGUGCAACCACAAGGCCUAGGUGCCAGCACCAUCACCCAUGAUGGUAUCCCCAUUCACGGCUACCUCAAUAUGUCACAUCUCAAGAUCAGCUCUACUGUAGCACAAUAUUGUCCGCUUUGGGGCCCCCUCUCUGCCCUCACGAUUUUGUUUCUAGGAACUCAUGUGCAAAUUCCCAAUAGGGCACAUCACCCCCUCUCCGUUGGUCAAUAUGGGACGUUACAAUCCACCAUCUUUAGGGUCCUGACAUCCUCGUCGGCACACUCGCACCACCGGCAGAGUGGCUCUGAUACCAAAUUGUCACAUUUCGAGAUCGGCUCCACCGUAGCAGAUAUUGUCCGCUUUAAGCCCUCUUCUCUGCUCUCACGGGUCGACGACCAAAAUAAUCUAAUUGACCAACUAUUCAAGCAGAUCAACUUGAAUCAAGGCCAUGACCUUGGAUCCCGGGAUGAGGAGAGAGGGACCUAUGAGCAUACUGAUGAGCAUUUCAAGAGAUCCCAAAUUGAAUUGGUUUCAUAUCCUACAUGGAAUGACAUACCUGAUGAUAUAUUAGACGACAUUUGGAAGGAUAUCACAGAUAAUACAGAUGCCCCUGAGGCAUAUAGAUUCCAUUUCCUAAAGGUAGUUGGUAAUAGAUGGAGGGAUUGGAAGUGCCGACUGAAGCAGAAAUGGUAUUAUAAAUAUGACACUGAUGAACAACGCUUAGCCAUCACUCCUCCUCGGGUGGUCACAGAGCAGUGGAAGACACUAGAAUGUUCUGAGAUGAAUAAGGUCAAUCGUGCACAAGGAGGUGCUCCACAUAGGACUGGUCGCAUAUCAUUUGCUCAGUUGAGAAAUGUGAUGAGAGAGAAAGGAGAGAAGACUGAUCGUCUGAGCAUGUUUAUCAAAACUAGAACAAAGAAGAAAAAUGAUGAAGAUGAAGUUUUUGAUGAGGAUAAUGCUGAUAUUAUUAAUCAAUUCAACCAAUGUUUGGAAGAAAGGGAAGAAGAUGAACAAGAUGAGUCAUUUAGAGAGGAGAUAUCUACUAAAGUGAUGGGAACUUAUGCACAUGGGCGUGUUCGCAUGUGUGGGGCUGGUGUAACUCCAUCUCAAGUGUUUGGUCAAAAAUCAAAUUCUGACAAUAAUGAGAAUAGGAUGAGAGAGGAGCUAGAGAAACAAUGUCAGUCAAAAAUAGAUGAUCUCCAAUCCAAGUUAAAUGAAGUCAGCUCACAACUCAGUCAAGUGAUGACUCAUGUUGGUUUCCAAACCACCCCAGAAGAAAGCGGAAGCAGCCAGAUUCCAGAUGCCUCAAGUAUGCAUCAACGAAGACUUAGUGUUAACAGCGACCUGCAGCCUAAUUUAGACUUGGAGGCAUAA